Angiostrongylus costaricensis is the source of this 1128-nucleotide messenger RNA. Lineage: Eukaryota; Metazoa; Nematoda; Chromadorea; Rhabditida; Metastrongylidae. The record is from the annotation of a GenBank genome assembly.
CUUGUUUUUUCAGGUAACAUUAUUGGAUCUGGAAUAUUCAUAACGCCGACAUCAAUACUCAAAUACACACAAUCCGUGGGACUAUCGAUUAUUGUCUGGAUAGGAUGUGGACUAAUAUCACUAAUAGGCGCCAUUUGCUUCAUCGAACUUGGAACUUCUAUCAAAGAACCUGGUUGUGACUUCGCGUACACAGUUUUCAUAGGAUGGGACGCUAUUGCAUUUUCUUUUAUGUGGGUAUCAGUAUUUAUAACAUUUCCUGCAUCAGCUGCAGUGCAGGCACAAACGUUUGGGCAGUACAUUCUUAACGGCAUUGCACCGUUGUUACCAAUUGACUUAGCGUGGCAUGAAUUCGGUCAACGAAGUAUAGGAUAUGCACUUCUUGUCGUUUUAACGAUAUUGAACUUUUACUCUGUGGAUCGAUUUGCUGCUCCUUUUCAAGUACUUGUGACCAGUGCUAAAAUGUUGGCUAUGGCUGCGAUAAUGUUUACAGGAUUCUACUACUUUGUCUUUGAAAACUGGACACAUAAUCUGGAACACCCUAUGGAGGGCAGUGUUUGGGCUCCAGGCAAGCUGGCAUUGGCGUUCUAUGGAGGGUUGUGGAGUUACGCUGGAUGGGAUAUAUUGAACUACGGAACACCAGAAAUUCACAAGCCUACACGAACGAUGCCACUAUCGUUAAUAUCUGGUAUUCUGAUCGUCUGUUUUACUUACGUUGCUAUUAACCUUUCAUAUUUUGUGGCUCUGUCUCCAGACGAGGUCAAGAAUAGUACUGCCGUUGCUUCAGACUUUGCUCAAAAAACGUUGAGCAACUUCUCUUAUGCUAUUCCUUUCAUGGUUGGUUUACUCCUAAUCGGCACGCUUAACAGUAAUAUCUUCUGUGGAUCAAGGUUUAUGUACGCCGCAGCUCGCGAAGGCCAUUUGCCGACAUUUUUGAGCUGUGUGAGCGAUAAAUCGAACAGCCCACGAGCUGCCGUUCUUGGACAGAUGAUAUGUGCGUUCGUUGUGUCUUUCAUCGAUAUUGAGACUCUGAUAAACUACGUCACAUUUGUAAUGUGGGCACAGAAGGCAGUUACUGUAGCGGCGUUACUGUACAUACGCCACAGUAAGCUGCCUGUCGCAGAAGGUUAG